CCUAUAUCCCUUGUCACUGGCUUCAUAUCUCCUAUCUGCGGGCUCCCAUAUCUCUGUCGGCGUCUCCCAUAUCUCCGAUCUGCAGAAACAAGCUAGGGCAUGGCAAAUCACGAUCUAACUUCUCGUAUCGCACCUCAACUCGAUCGUCACCUUGUCUUCCCGCUCCUCGAGUUUUUGCAGGAGCGGGAGCUGUACCCGAACGAUGAGAUUCUCAAGGCCAAGAUCCAGCUUCUCUCCCACACCAACAUGGUCGACUACGCCAUGGACAUCCAUAAGGCCCUUUACCAUACAGAAGACGUUCCCCAAGCCAUGGUGGAUAGGAGGGUGGAGGUCGUCUCUAGGUUGAAAUCCCUUGAAGAAUCCGCAGCGCCACUCAUAUCCUUUCUUCAAGAUGCUAACUUGGUUCAGGAAUUGAGGCCCGACAGACAGUAUAAUAUCCAAAUGCUUCACGACCGCUUUCAGAUUGGCGCUGAUCAGAUUGAGGCUCUUUAUCAGUAUGCAAAGUUCCAAUUUGAAUGUGGUAACUAUUCUGGUGCUGCGGAUUAUUUGUACCAAUAUCGCGCCCUGUGCACUAAUAGUGAGAGAAGUUUGAGUGCGUUGUGGGGAAAACUUGCUGCCGAAAUUUUAAUGCAAAAUUGGGAUGUUGCUCUCGAGGAGCUCAAUCGUCUAAAAGAGAUAAUUGAUUCAAAGAGUUUUUCUUCUCCUUUAAAUCAGUUGCAGAACAGAAUCUGGCUGAUGCACUGGAGCCUUUUCAUCUUCUUUAACCAUGAAAAUGGAAGAAAUAGUAUCAUUGAUUUAUUCUUCCAGGACAGGUACUUGAAUGCUAUUCAGACAAAUGCACAUCACCUUCUCCGAUAUCUUGCCACCGCUGUCAUUGUCAACAAAAGAAGGAGAAAUAUGCUGAAAGAGUUGGUCAAAGUUAUCCAACAAGAGCAGCACUGUUACAAGGAUCCCAUAACAGAACUUUUAGAAUCUUUAUAUGUUAAUUAUGACUUUGAUGAAGCUCAGAAGAAACUCAAGGAGUGUGAGCAAGUGAUUUUGAAUGAUCCCUUCCUUGGCAAACGGGUCGGAGAUUCCAACUUCGCAACUGUUCCAUUGAGGGAUGAAUUCCUGGAAAAUACCAGGCUCUUUAUUUUUGAGACUUACUGCCGCAUCCAUCGAUGCAUUGAUAUCAGUGUGCUCGCUGAAAAGUUGAACUUGAACAUGACCUAUGAUGAAUCUCUGGCUUGGAUAACAAAUCUCAUUCGCAACUCGAAGCUUGAAGCCAAAAUAGAUGCUGCUUUGGGGACCGUCACCAUGCCUGUUGUUCAUCAAAAUGUGCAUGAACAGAUAAUAGAAUCCAUGAAGAAUCUCAAUACGCGGACUUACUUGUUGGCAAAGAACAUCGUGGAACCUGCACAAGUUGCACAAGCUUCUCGUUAAGGGAGGCAGUUGGUAGGACCACUCUUGAGAUCUUUGAUUAUUGCGAAGGCUUUUGUUGGUAUACUAAUGUUCUUCGGGACCUGAUUUAGGCGUUUUUGUUGUAAGCUUGUUUUUUUUAAAAAUAUAUCUAUCCCAAGUAUCUUGAAUGGCUAGUAUUAUUUUCAUAUUCCUUUUCACUUGUUUA
Messenger RNA from Zingiber officinale, 1606 nucleotides. Its product is annotated as eukaryotic translation initiation factor 3 subunit E-like. The record is from RefSeq and is a predicted model, not a curated record. Gene Ontology annotation, molecular function: translation initiation factor activity. The coding region runs from base 100 to 1422 and encodes 440 amino acids. NCBI's taxonomy places the organism in Eukaryota, Viridiplantae, Streptophyta, Magnoliopsida, Zingiberales, Zingiberaceae. The transcript has 8 exons. Gene Ontology annotation, cellular component: cytoplasm; eukaryotic translation initiation factor 3 complex; nucleus. Gene Ontology annotation, biological process: translational initiation.